Messenger RNA from Mya arenaria, 4333 nucleotides. RefSeq lists its product as uncharacterized. The transcript is spliced from 30 exons. The coding region runs from base 686 to 4333 and encodes 1215 amino acids. The record is from RefSeq and is a predicted model, not a curated record. NCBI's taxonomy places the organism in Eukaryota, Metazoa, Mollusca, Bivalvia, Myida, Myidae.
CGGAAAAAAUGUUCAUGUUCCUGAUCUACACAGCGAUGUGGCUUGCUUGUUAACGGACUCGUGUAAUGGCAUAUCUUGCUGUUUGACAUCACAUUUAGUCGGACGAUCAUUCGAAGUUGCCGUCGAUUUAGAUCAUUGCGAACAAACACUUCAUCUUAGAAUCGAAAAGCUCGCGUUUGAUCUGCCAAUUGAUAACAUUGAAUUGGGUCAACCGAUACGCUUUUGUUUGUUUGGAGUUGUAUGUCUUGAGCUGAGUAUCAAAGAUCUUGUGAGUUCAGACACUUACAUUGUUUCACUAGACGCCAGCGUAUGUUUCGAAUCCAGCUCUGCAUGUAGUAUUCAGUCAACAAUUUUCGAGUCAACACUUCUACCAAAACAAGCAUGCUCAAGACAGAUUCCUAAUCCCAUACAAGCUUUUGACCUCACAACUUGGCUGAAUAGCAAAGCAAUACCAGUUGAUUUUCCCUUGCAUACGUAUAUAAUUCAGGACCUUUUCAACGCAAUUGGUCUGUCGAAUUAUUUAGAAGAAAAUACAUGUACCUUCGGUAAUACAACCGCAUCCUGCAGAUCAGAAUGUUUGCUUCCGAUUGAAACACCAUUUGACGAUGAAACAUCAUCGUGUCAAAUACAAGCUUCGUGCACUAGUAUUGAUGUAUGCACAUACGUGGAAGUAGCAAAUCAAAACAUGCAUAUAUAUCUGCAUUUGGAUGCAUGUAAACAAAUUAUGUUUGUUGGAAUAGAACAUUUCAAUUUCACCAUCUCGUUUGGGGAUAUACUGUGGGGUCAAGAAAAUAUUGUCAGUUUGCGGGAUGUGCUUAUUAUACGAUACAAACUGACACAUCUACCUGUGACGAAUGCCUUCGUUGUUGAUCUCAGCGCCCACAUAUGCAUGCAAAACAAAAAUUGUGAACAAAAUGUUACAAUCCUGGAUAAUACAGAACUGCCAAUUUUACCUUGCACAUGGAACCAAGACUUUGCCAAUCAGACAUUUUCUUAUCAAACAUGGCUGGACUCUAAUGGAUACAUAAACACCACAUUGAAUGACGGAAUCAGGAAAGAAUUAUUUGACAGUCUAGGAAUCGGAAGAUAUAUAAACCAGAACAAAUGUUAUCGCUCCAUCUAUCCCUAUGCAAAUUCAGAAUACGGAUGGACAACAGACUGCCAAUCUUACGUCGAACUACCAAAACUAAGUACUAGUGUGACCUGCUUCCUGUCUGACAGCUGUACCGCGGUGAAAUGUUGUUUAGAUAUUGAUAUUCUCCAAUCAAGCAUCGAAUUUGAAUUGGUUAUUGACGCUUGUGAGCAGGAAAUCCACGUCGGCAUUGAAUCGUUACGAACAACCGUGUAUAUGCAGACAUAUGACUAUGGUGCCUCGGAAGCGUUUUACCUUGGAGGAGUUCUGAAAAUGGAUUACAUAAUUGAAAACUUCGAUCGUGGGAGAAAAUAUGCCAUCAGUUUAAACAUCAGCGUAUGUCUUGAGUUUGACGAGCCUUGCUUAACUGAAGUUAUCCUUGAAAGUCACGUGUUUCGUAAAACUGCCUGCGAUUGGAGCAAUGGAUUCAACGUAGAAGGAUUCUCUUUAUACGACUGGAAACGUUUACAGAAUAUUCAGGAACACGAGGCCCUAACACCAACUGAAGCCGACAUUUUAAUGGAUCACUUGGGUUUGGCGCAAUAUCUAAACCAUCCACAGUGCAUAACACAUAAUCAAUGGGAGAACGAUUGCCCAUUAGACAUCCACAUCGGUGCUCCGGUAUCCAACGUGUUUUGCAGUAUUGACUCUACAUGUCUCAACAUUGAUUGCUGCAUAGCGAUUGAAGAAAUAGGGCGAAACUUUAGUGUCUUUGUACAUAUCGAUGAAUGUGAACAGAAAAUAACGUACGGUAUCGAAGGAAUUGAAGAUUCUAAAACCUUCGAAGGUUUUCAUUUUGACCGAACCAAUCAUUUCGAUCUUGAUGGGCUACUUGACGUAAGGUUAUUGGUGUCCAACCAAUUACAUGAACGCAAAUUGUUCUUAUCAUUGUUUGUGGAUGAGUAUCACAACGACACAGAUGUGCCAACACAGGAGUAUGGUUUGAUUCAAAAUGCUUACAUACCAGCAACACACUGCGUAUUCGAGUCUGGGUUCAGAGAUAAAGAAUUUUCGCUGCCCCUAUGGAUGUCAACGCACUUUCCAUCUCAUGUCGGCCAAGAAAUUGAUGAGUAUAUACUGGCAACUCUUUUAGAAGACAUUGGUAUUGCCGACUAUCUCCUACCUCAACAGUGUACGGUGGAAACUUCAAAUGCAAUAGAUACAACUAUUUGUCCAAUUGAUCAACAGCUUCGGUCAAUUUCAUCCAGUGUUUCAUGUGCCCUAAAGGCCAACUGCAUUGGAGUUCACUGCUGUCUGACAUCAACCGAGUUUCAUUUGACGUUCGAUUUUAGUGUUGACAUUGACAAUUGCCGAGAAAAAAUGAUUGUCAGGAUUGAACGUGUAUCAUACACCGUUCUUUUUAAAGAUCUCCUUUGGGGGGAAACCAUGAACUUCGAUCUCGAUGGAAUAUUCAAAAUCAGUGUAUUGGCCGACAUGGUAUGGUCUGAUAAAUUGUUCAAUUUGACGAUAUCCACGAGUGUAUGUACAGACGCCAAUGGAACAUGUAUAGAAGAAAACAUUCUGGAGAAUCAACUUUUACAAGCAACUCCAUGUAGCUGGACAUCAUUGACAGAACUUGAAGGUUUCGACGUUUCCCUAUGGUUGGAAGAAAAUGGAAUAUCAGAUGAUCCAAUUUUAUCGGACACUUAUUCUGACACUCUGAUGUCUGUUUUGGGAAUGUCUGGAUUCUUUCAAACAGUACAGUGCAAUCUGAAAGAAUAUGGACAAACAAACGAUGGCUGGACCUCAGUUUGCGCUAUCAAUCUUGGCCUUUCGAAUUUGCCAUCAACCACAGCGUGUCACUUAGAUGCUACAUGUUCAACAUUCACUUGUUGUGUCAAUACUUCAUAUAUACAAAAGACGUUUGAAUAUCAGCUUGAAAUCGAUUCAUGUGAACAGAAGCUGUUACUUCGUAUUGAAAGGGUCACUGUUGUUCGAUCGUUCAGCGAAAUUGAAUUUGGUCAGUGGGAAUCAUUUCAUCUUAAUGGUGUGUUCCGGUUAACGUAUCUUAUUGAAGACGUUACACAUGCACGAAUGUUUAUAGCAAGCGCAAGAUCAGAAGUAUGCCUUGAUACGAAUGUAUGCAUCCUUGACGAAACCAUACUUUAUGAAGCAAAGAUCCCUUACCGAGCAUGUGAUAUGGAUUCGGAUUACAUUUUAAAUGACUUUUCCCUAAGUUAUUGGAAGGAUGAACAUGGUGUAAAUACAAAUGCGACACUGGACGAGUUCGCAAAAAUAGAACUUCUUGAUGAAUUGGGAAUAACUAUGUAUCUGAAGUCUGAAAACUGCAGCAGUUUGAUACAAAAUGACAACCUUGGAAAAUGGAAAACAGAAUGUCCAUCGGUGAACGAGCUUGACCUCACUUCUCUACCACAAACGAUGUCAUGUACACUCCAUGCAGACUGUCUGUCAAUCGCCUGCUGUAUGAGUUCCGAUGUAAUAGAAAAGUCCGUCUACUAUGCGAUUGCACUGGAUUACUGCAAUCGAGAGCUUACAGUUCAAGUUGAAAAUAUGAAACGUACAUUUUCAGUGUAUGACUAUAAGUUUGGUUCCACAAUGGCUAUGUCUAUUUACUCCGUUCUACGUUUGAGAUGGACCAUGUGGCAUUUAGUAUUACAAGACCAGGUUAUAUUGAAUAUGCAUGUCAUGGAAUGUUUCGAGAACGACGGACCUUGUGACCAGGUUGAGUCCGUGGCAACGCGGCUUAAAUUGCCUUUGCCAGAUUGUUCAUCAGCACAGGAGUUAAAUACGCCCGACUUUAGCUUACGUAGCUGGAAAGCAGACCAUGGAAUCACAGGGAACACGUUAACAGAUUCACAAAAAUUGUUACUCCAAAGAGAUCUUGGCCUAGUUCGUCAUAUGAAUGACGAAAAAUGCGUCGUCCAAACUGAGGAUCAGGGUUACGAACAUGGAUGGAUAUCGGAAUGCCCUUUGGACUUAAACUUGGCAAAUAUCACGGAACAAUACAAUAUAUCCUGCAAGAUUCAAUCUUCAUGCUCCCAAAUACACUGCUGCCUGUACGUUCCAGAGAUGGACAUGUCAUUUACUGCCUUAUUUGAUUUGCAACCCUGUAAUUUAUCGUUAAAGGUUGGAUUUGAAAUGAUGACAAAGGAAAUGAAUAUCAAAGAAAUGACAGGCACUGAAACGGUCCAUAGUCUAAACAGUGUGCUACAUAUGAGGUUAGUCCAUAUUAAAUUAUAA